Molecule: messenger RNA, 1961 nt
Organism: Cyprinodon tularosa
Lineage: Eukaryota; Metazoa; Chordata; Actinopteri; Cyprinodontiformes; Cyprinodontidae
Product: non-muscle caldesmon-like
Exons: 16
Coding region: 1-1797 (598 amino acids)
Source: RefSeq, a predicted model, not a curated record
AUGAAUGGUGAUGAGAAACUGGAUGGAACUAGACAGAGCAGAAAACUGGGGAAAGGAGAACAGGAGCAAGGAAGCACUAGAGUGAGGUACCAGGACCAAGAUCAGAAUUGGAGCCACGGACCAGUUGCAACCCCUGCCAACAUGUCAGAGUCAAUCAAGAGGAGAAACUCGAGUAAGCAGCUACUGCAAAACCUCAUCAGGGUGACAGCGCAGCGAAGCCAGGAGGAUGCAGAGGAGAUUGAACGAGAGCGAAGAAGGAAAGCCAGGGAGAAGCAGAGAGAAGAAGGGAUCCUCUGUUUCCCAGAGCCCCAGCAACAUGGAAAUAUUACUCACAACGAAGAUUGUACCGGUAUAUGUGACAUCUCCCAGCAGGUGGCAGGCUUGAAUUAUUCUGGGAAUCCUGUAGGUAAUGGGCUUAUUGAGUUUUCUGCAGUUAGUUGCUUUUACCUGAAGGGAAAACAGAACCUAACCGCCCAACACUUUUGCUCUAUUUUUAGGUCUGAUGAGGAGCUGAAACCCUCCUAUUUCGUCCUGGAGGAGGACGAAGGUUUCAGCGACUGGAGCCAGAGGUUGGAAAACCGUAAUGAGCAGUAUGCGCUAGAUAACUUCAGGACGAAGGAAGUGAAACCCACUGCAGCAUCAGUUCCUGGGGACUAUAAGCAUGAACAUAAUGAAGAGGAGGGCAAAGGGGAGCAUGGAGGAAGGGAAACUGAGGACGCUUCAACACAACGUUCAGAAACGAUAUUCAGCUCUAAAACUCCAGCCAGGACAUCAUACAGCUCCUCUGUCUUCCUGUCACAGGAUACAAGGCAACACCUUGCUGCAGGACACUCUGCAGACAGGACGUCAUACCUGGCAGCAGGGACGAUGAAGACACGGAACUUGGACCAAGGUGGUGGACCCAGCAGGCUGGAAGAGGAGCAGAUGAGGAAGGAUGAGGAUAAUGAAGAGAAUGUAAAGCUGACACUGCAGAUGGAGCGACAGAGCUCAAACGAAAAAGUGCAGGAGCAAAAAGAACUGAUCUGCACAGUUGAAGAAAAGGAAGACAUCAGAACAGAACAGGCGCACUGGGCAGCAGAGAAGGAGCAGGAGGAAUAUUAUGCACUGAAAAACAAGAGAUGUGAGGAGAGCCAAAGAAGAUGGAGUGAGGAGAUGUGCAGUGGGCUGGCAGGGUUCAAUGAUGGCGAGGAGCCAUUAAACUGCUACGGCCCCAUGAGUCCCACAUUCAAGAAACUCCUCGUACAGUUCUACCCAGAUGAGGUGAACAGUCGAGUUUCACCAGAUGGAAAAUGUAAGAUAACAGAAAGGACAGAGUCUCUCAGGAGAAGCACCAGCACCAUAAAGAAGACAUUGCCACCUAUAUCUGUUUCUAAAAUCGAUAAAAGACUGGAAGAAUACACACAUGCUCUCGAGGUCGCUUCAAAGGAAGGAAGAUCAAGUUUCCAGGUUCUAGCAGACCUUACAAGCCCCCCUGAACCAGUAGCAUCAAAGAAGAACCUGUUUGAAGCUGGGGAAGCCUGGAACCAAAACAUCAUCUCAGUCACAUCGUGCAAGGAUGCAGAUGGUUUAAAGGUUGGUGUGGCCGAUCUUAUCAACCAGUGGGUAAAAGGAGGCGAAGAUGGUAGCAGGAGCAGCUCACCGUCAAAGACAGCAGAAAACUCCACCAAAAGAUAUAAAUAUGUGGUGACGGGUCACGGCAAAUAUGCAAAAGUUCCAGGUCACGGCUGCAAUGAAGAUCUAAACUGCCAGCUGGACAGUUCAAUGAAGAGUUGUGAAGCAGGUGUUGUUGAAAACUGAACUACAAGCCACAAUCUCUUGACCAUUCUGUCUUUGUUGAGCUAUAGCUUGGAUAAUUAGCUAAAUCACUAUUAUUAUGCUUUGUUUCUGACUGAUCCACUAUCCAGUAUCUGUACUUAUUGUAUCUUUAAAUUCAAUCAAAUAAACCAAAUGAAAAAAAAAAA